GCAAUGACAUGAUAUUUGCUGCAAGCGCUGGGAUGCCUCGCUUGUGCCGUCCGUCUCGGAAUAAGUAACGACGCCAUGCGGCUCCACUGGUGCAUCUUCUCGGCUUGUGCCUGGCUGCUGCUCCUCUUCGCCUUGAUUGACAGGUUUCUCAGUCUCAGAUACGCGAGAGAAACUGAGGUGAAGACCCCAGGACGCACACAGUCAUUUAACCAGUCCUCAGCAGCCCCUGCAUUGGCCGAGUGGGAAGCAGUUCUAGAGAAGCGAAUCCAGCUGCUCUCAACUGUUUGUAAGAACAGUAGACUCAGGAGUUUGACCCACGUCCCCAUCAGCAAGUUCGUCCUGGACCGCAUCUUUGUCAGUGACAAGCACAACAUCUUGUUCUGCCAGACACCCAAAGUGGGAAACACGCAGUGGAAGAAGGUCCUCAUUGCUCUCAACGGAAAAUUCUCCAAUGUGGAGGAGAUCCCAGAGAAACUUGUCCAUCGCCACGGCAAGAACGGCCUGCCGCGCCUCUCAUCGUUCAAGCCACAAGGAAUUACACUCAGAUUGAACACUUACUUUAAGUUUUUCAUCGUGAGGGAUCCGUUUGAGCGUCUGAUCUCUGCAUUCAAGGACAAGUUCAUCACGAACCCCCGUUUCGAGCCUUGGUACAAGCACGACAUCGCUCCCGCCAUCAUCCGCAAGUACCGCAAAAGCCACCGCGGCGGCGAUCGCGUCGCGUCCGGCUUGCACUUUGAGGACUUUGUCCGUUACCUUGGGGAUGCGGAGGGCCGGUGCCGCAUGGACCGUCAGUUUGGCGAGCACAUCAUCCACUGGGCGACAUACGCAGAGCUGUGCGCGCCGUGCGACAUCCGCUACGACGUCAUUGGCCACCACGAGACACUGGAGCGAGACGCCGCCCACAUCCUGAGGAGAGCGGGCAUCGAACAGCUGGUGUCCUACCCGGCCAUCCCUCCCGGCAUCACGCGCUACAACAAGACCAAGGUGGAACGCUACUUUUCAGGUAUCAGCAAGCGGGACAUCAGGCGCCUCUACGAGUGCUAUCAGGGGGACUUUCACUUAUUUGGGUACCCAACACCUGACUUUCUGCUCAACUGACAUUCAGAGUGCAAGUAUUCAUAUUGGAGUACUUUGUAUCUUCACAAGAAACCUAUUUAUGGCCAAAUCCAACGUGAAAGAGGUGUAGCAUCAAUGACAAGCAUGUUCCUUUGCACUGAGUGGAUUUCAAAUUCUGACUAGUUUUAUAGAGUACGAAACAGAAAUAACAUUUCUAUAUUUUCUGUACACUUGCUUAAAGUCCGCGAUGAUCCUUGAGAGCAAUCGAUGCGGUGGUGAUGAUGAUGAUGAUGAUGCCUUCUUCCUGUGUCGUCGUCCUUUUCAACGAUUGUUGGGGUUGCGUUUACUGACAAUGACUGAAAUCUCUUCACUACUGCUUCUGCCGUUUUCUUUGUAGCUGUUAGUCACACGAAGCCUUGGUACAGUGUUUUACAAUGAUUUAGCAGCAUAGCACAUAAACGUUCAGCACUUUUGUUAUUUAUAUAAAGUUAUUGAAAUACUACUGUACAAUACCUCACAAAAGGGAGUACUGCACACCCCUCACGUUUGUGCAAAUGUCUUUUGACGGGACAACACGAAGGAAUCAUUUCUCCCCGUGAAACGACGUCAUGAAAUAUUGAUGGAAAUGUGAGGGGUGUGCUCUCCUUUGUGAGGUGCUGUAGCCUUCAAACGAAUUGUUGCUGCACAAGACCAACCCAGGUUGAUGAUGACAGUCAUAAUUAGGGAUGUCCCGGUCCACAUUUUUUGGCUUCCGAUCCGAUCCAAUCUCAUACCGAUCAUUUUUUUUGUGUUAUUAAUAAGCUUUUACAAACAUCCAUUUGUGGAAUUGAAUAUGGUUCUGAAGCAUUAAAAAAAAGCAUUAAAAAUAAUGCGACUAAAGUA
Dunckerocampus dactyliophorus (ringed pipefish) is the source of this 1938-nucleotide messenger RNA. Its product is annotated as carbohydrate sulfotransferase 10-like. Gene Ontology annotation, biological process: carbohydrate biosynthetic process; proteoglycan biosynthetic process. Gene Ontology annotation, molecular function: sulfotransferase activity. Gene Ontology annotation, cellular component: membrane. Bases 76 to 1098 code for a protein of 340 amino acids. The record is from RefSeq and is a predicted model, not a curated record. The transcript is spliced from 6 exons. NCBI's taxonomy places the organism in Eukaryota, Metazoa, Chordata, Actinopteri, Syngnathiformes, Syngnathidae.